Drosophila hydei is the source of this 3533-nucleotide messenger RNA. It is a transcript of the gene Pdzd8, whose product is annotated as PDZ domain-containing protein 8. The coding region runs from base 297 to 3371 and encodes 1024 amino acids. Gene Ontology annotation, cellular component: mitochondria-associated endoplasmic reticulum membrane contact site. The record is from RefSeq and is a predicted model, not a curated record. The transcript has 8 exons. Gene Ontology annotation, biological process: mitochondrial calcium ion homeostasis. Gene Ontology annotation, molecular function: lipid binding; protein binding. NCBI's taxonomy places the organism in Eukaryota, Metazoa, Arthropoda, Insecta, Diptera, Drosophilidae.
CUGAAUUCCCCAUUCGUGUGGGGCAUAAAUUUGACAAGAAUAGUCCAAGUUCGAGGCAAACUAAAAGGCAAAAAGGAAAAAGGAAGCAUCUAGCACUCCAAUGGAUGGAGUGGCACUCGUAAUACUCUAUAGUCGACCUGUGUACACAUUGACGACGAUGUCUGAUACAGUUGUAUGUACAAACAGUUAGACAGGUGUAACUGAAAAGACUGCAACUGAUUACAAACGGGUUGACAACAAAAAAACAAAACAAAACAAAUAAAAAACAAGAUAAUUCUUCAGACGAUAGUUCCAACAUGGAGAUACCCAUUUCCAAUGUGUUGUUGCUCUGCCUGAUAUUCCUGCUAAUCGGCGGAGUCAUUAUGAUACUUCUUCAGUAUUUGCUUUUUAUCAAAUUUUCCAAUUUGCCCGAUGAGAGCGAAGAGCAAAAGCAAAUGAAUGCCAAGUACACCUUGCCACUGAAUAUUAAGCAAACCGCUCGGGACUUGAAUACGGCGCAAACUGAUGGUGGAGCCUGUGAGAUGCAUCCGAAUAAUGAUCACGGCUCGUCGACUUUGGUAUCGUUGAAUUUCGUUAUGCAGUUCCUGUUCCAUGAGUUCAAAAACUCGAAUCGUGUUCGCAAAUGGUUCUACCGAAAACUGUCCAUUGAGCUGGAUGAGCUGAUAACAAAGACAACGACGGGCAAGCUAUUGGACAAACUGACGAUCAGGGAACUUGAGCUGGGCGAUCAAUUUCCAAAUAUCAGAUCCCUUUCAGUGCAUAAUGUGCAGCUGGACGACGCUGAGCAGCGUAUCGAGAACUUAGAUCUACUGCUGGACAUCAACUAUAUUGGAAACUUCUCAACAUCGAUCGAUGCGGAUAUGGUGCUGGGCAAGAAGGGUUCCAUAAUGCUGAAAGUUAAACAACUUUCGGGCAUGGCCCGAUUGCAGUUCACUCGAAAGCCUUACACACACUGGUCCCUCAGCUUCUUGGGCGAUCCAGAACUCAACUUAGUCAUCGAAUCGAAGUAUCAAGGGCGACAAAUGCAGUCCAAUAUUACUAACCUCAUUUCGAAUCAAAUACGCAAGGCAGUGCGACGCAAACAUACCCUACCCAACUAUAAGCUACGCUAUAAGCCCUUCUUCCAUUGGGCGGCCGACGAGGAGAUAACCGACUGUGACAUACAGCCUAAUGGAGGGCUGACUGUGCGCGUGGCCGAGCUGUCGCGACUGAUGGCCUGGCCGGGCACCAGCAGCGUCUACUGCACGAUUACCCUGGCGCCAGUGCCAUUCAUUGAGGCGCAUCAGAAGGACCAUCGUCACGUGCUAAUCUCCAUGGAUGUGAUCAUACACAAGGCAAAGAAUCAACAGAUAGGCAUUGUGUUCAAGCAAAGCAGCAGCCAGGUGGUCAAGAUUGAGUCCAUAUUGCCGAAUACGCCCGCUUGCAAGAGCAAUCUAAUGUCAGGUGAUGCGCUUGUUUCCAUCGAGGGCAAGCAGGUGACAACUAUUCAGCAAAUUGCCAAGGUGGUAAAGAGUCUGCAGUCGACGGUCUGCUGCCUGCGCAUCGAACGCAUAAUACCGGGCAUCAUACGCAACGAUGCGAUACUUGAGGAUCUGGAGAAGUAUGACGAUUUGUGCGAUAUUCCUGCAAGCAUUAGGCAUGAGCCCGAUGAGACCGAAGCAGUGUCCAAGCAUUUAGCAGCUAAGGCCAGUCAUAGUCGCAACUCCAACGAGUCCAGUCUAAGCGCCACACCAACGAACUCACCUAAGAAGUCUAACAUCAUUGCGAAAGCCAUCAAGAAGACGAUUAGCCGGGACAGCGGCGAUAGUCAAAAGGAAAAGGACAAACCAAAGCUGGAUGAGACGCCGGUGAAAGUGUCCUACCAGAGCCAAUCCGACGACAAGUACCCCAGUGCAAGCGACAGACCACUGGAUGAAGUCAACUAUUUCUAUCAGCACUCGACAAUCGACUGCCCCUUCAGCCCUCUCAUCCACAUGGAUGAUCUGUCCAACUUUCAGCUGGACGCCAAUAGUCGCUAUCUGAAUGUAUCCGUGUUCGGCAAGUGCGCAGGCGAGAGCAUACUGCUUGGCUACUACAACAUACAGGUCAGUCAGAUAUUGGUCGAGUGCAGCGAAACGAGUCUGAAUCAAUGUCUUAGGCAGAUAGCCAUAAACCCAGCAACCCUUUUGCCAGUUAAAUCACAUCCGUUGUCCAAUCAAUCUGGCUUCAAUCCCAGCCUUUGCUUUGGAGAUAUUUUGUUUGGCUUCAUUUGGAAUGGCAAUCCAAAUGCUACCACCAAUGAGAACACGAUUAGGAAUACAUCAAAGUCCACAUCGACAGCCAGUCAAUCAAUGACCAGCGACAGGCAGCAGGAGGAGAGCAGCGCAGAGACAGCGUCAUUGAAGUCAUCCAACGUUUCCAGCGAUUGCUCGACUUCUGGAGUUGGUAAUACAACGUCAGCAUCGAAGGCUCACAACUUUAUACGCACGCACUUUCAACGUGCCACACAGUGUGAUUUUUGUGGCAAGAAGAUUUGGCUAAAGGAUGCCAUGCAAUGCAAAGACUGCACCAUGUGCUGCCACAAGAAAUGCAUUGCAAAGUGCCAGAGCGCCACGGUGUGUGGGCCUGUUGACUACGGUGGAUCGAUACCAAAUACGCCCUCAGCAUUGCCAGUGGUGGUCAAGCCCGAGUUUACAAUCACUCAGCCGGAAUAUCUUGACGUUUCUGCAAGUUCGCUGCCAACGGAGGAUAUCGCUGAGCAGAUGCCGCAAGCUAAUCUGGAUGUGCACAGAGCCAGUUUGACGGGCAUGCUGACACAGGGUAUAAAGCGACAAGCUAGCAACCUAGAUAUACCCGGUAUAGUCUCGUCCCUUUCCGGCAAUAGCUCGCAGAUGAAUUCGAAAAGUUUGCCGCCAAGUCCUCAGCAUACGCCAUCGCGAAAGCCAUCGAUAUCAGAAGAAGUCAGUCCCAAUCCCUUUGUGAGAGUCACACAGCAUUUAGAGGCCCUGCCCGUAGAGUGUUCAGCCUUGAGCUUUGAGCAGGUGAUGCUGAUCACGGAGCCAAUCAUUGGACAUUCUCGAAACGAGGACCUGAUGAAUCUGGCCAAGAGCGACAGCAAGCUGCUCUAUGCGGAGAUACCGCCCAGCGAGAGGGUUACCAAAAUAAAUGAACUGCUAACCAAACUGAAGGGGGCAUUGGAUGCGGAAACAAAGGGCUAUACGUUGCUAAGCUACACUGAGAAGGCGACUACACACAGAAUGGACACGGAGUCGCCAUGGAAAUCAAUGGCCACAACGAAAAUCAAGUCCGAAGAACGCGUUCAGGCCUUAAGCAUCAUUAUGCUCUAUUUGUGCACGGGUCUGCAGCAUGCACAGGGCUCCGCAAUGCAGUAAUCCAAAGGAGCACCGUAAAUUACAUAUAAUUAGUAUUUGUUAUGUAUUUGACUGUAAAUGUGUUAGUGAACCUAUGGGCAUUUUUUAAUUGUGCUACGGCACUUAACAUAUUCUUAAGACGAUUAUUCCGAUGAAACAAAAACCAAAAACCUAAAAUAACAA